Molecule: messenger RNA, 978 nt
Organism: Erinaceus europaeus (western European hedgehog)
Lineage: Eukaryota; Metazoa; Chordata; Mammalia; Eulipotyphla; Erinaceidae
Product: olfactory receptor 13C7-like
Exons: 1
Coding region: 1-978 (325 amino acids)
Biological process (GO): G protein-coupled receptor signaling pathway
Cellular component (GO): membrane
Molecular function (GO): olfactory receptor activity; G protein-coupled receptor activity
Source: RefSeq, a predicted model, not a curated record
AUGAAAGGGACAAACUACACAGCCGUGACAGAAUACAUCCUGCUGGGGCUGCACGACCAUCACGGCCUCGAGCUGGUCCUCUUCAUAUUCUGCCUGAGCAUCUACUCCGUGAGUGUGCUGGGCAACUCCCUCCUCAUAGUGCUCAAUGUGCUGGACCCCCACCUGCACAACCCCAUGUACUUCUUCCUCAGCAACCUCUCCCUCAUGGACAUCUGUGGCACCUCUGCCUUUGUGCCCCUCAUGCUGGUCAACUUCCUCAAAGCCCAGAAGACCAUCUCCUUUGCUGGCUGUGCCCUGCAGAUGUUCCUCACUCUGGCUUUGGGUUCCACAGAGUGUGUGCUCCUGGCCAUGAUGGCCUGUGACCGCUAUGUGGCCAUCUGCCAGCCACUGAGGUACCCAGAGCUCAUGAGUAGACAGACGUGUGUGUGGAUGGCAGUGCUGAGCUGGGGGGCAGGUUUUGGCAACUCACUGCUACAAUCCAUUUUCACCUGGAGUCUCCCUUUCUGUGGCCACAAUGUCAUCAACCACUUCUUCUGUGAGAUCUUAGCUGUGUUCAAACUAGCCUGUGGGGACGUCUCCCUAAAUGCCCUGCUAUUAAUGGUGGCCACGGUUGUCCUGACCUUCACCCCACUCCUGCUCAUCUGCCUGUCCUACAUCUUCAUCCUAGCUGCAGUCCUCAGGGUCCCCUCUGCUGCUGGCCGGCGCAAAGCCUUCUCCACCUGCUCUGCCCACCUCACUGUGGUGGUGAUCUACUACGGGACCAUCUCCUUCAUGUACUUCAACCCAAAGGCCAAAGAUCCCCACUGGGACAAGAUUAUUGCCUUGUUCUAUGGGGUUGUGACGCCCUCGCUGAACCCCAUCAUCUACAGCCUGAGGAACUCGGAGGUGAAAGCUGCUGCCCUGGCCCUGUUUCGGGGAGACCUUCUCUCCAGGAAAAUGCCCCACCUCGCCUGCUGCUCUCCGGUCUUAUCAGCCUGA